Molecule: messenger RNA, 1815 nt
Organism: Galleria mellonella (greater wax moth)
Lineage: Eukaryota; Metazoa; Arthropoda; Insecta; Lepidoptera; Pyralidae
Exons: 2
Coding region: 1-1815 (604 amino acids)
Source: RefSeq, a predicted model, not a curated record
AUGGAUGAUUGUUUAUAUUCGUGUGACAGCGAAGAAAAAGCUAUUAAAUUAGUCCGCGAAAUUACCGAAAUUCAUAGUCAUGGCGGUUUCGAGAUAGGCCGUUGGUCGAGCAAUAGCAAACCGGUUUUAAACACAAUACCGCAGCAGUCGCUCGCGCAGUCUGCUGUUGCUUUUAAACAUGGAGCUAAUAAUACAACUGAGCGCACUCUUGGUUUGAUAUGGUAUCCUAAUGACGAUGCAUUUUCUUUUAAAAUAUCAUUUAAUCGUAUUCCGCAAAAUAUAUCAAAUGGUAUUGAGCCCCCAACAAAGGCUCAAAUGCUUAGUAUUUUGAUGUCCGUAUAUGAUAUUCAUGGAUUUCUAUCUCCUUGUAUAAUUAAAGGGAAAAUAUUGUUUCAAAGCGUGCAUCGUAGUGGUGUCGAAUGGAAAUGCCACAUCCAACCUAAAGAGUUUGCCCAGUUUACUAGCUGGUUACAUGAAUUAAAGAAGUUAGAUACUUUACGUAUCCCUAGAUGUUAUAGUAAUUGUAGCGAGUGGACUCAUUGUUAUAACAAUAUAUCGAAUUAUGUAUCUUGUAAUAAUAAUUUUGUAGAUAUACAACUACAUACUUUUUGUGAUGCCUCGACUAAGGCAUACUCUGCAGUAUCAUAUUGGCGACUGACGCGAUCAGAUGGUUACGUUCAAAUUAGUUUCGUGGGUAGUAAAAGCCGGGUAAGUCCGCUUCGUCCCGUGUCAAUUCCUAGGCUUGAACUGCAAGGAGCGUUGUUAGCCGCUCGUCUUGCGAAUAUCAUUGAUAGCGAUCAUAAAGAUUUCAAACCUACCACACGCUAUUUCUGGACUGAUUCCAGCACUGUUUUACAAUGGAUUCGUAGUGAUCCACGUAAUUACAAACCGUAUGUCGCUCACCGCCUUGGUGAGAUCGAUGAGUUGACGAAAAACUGUGAGUGGCGUUACGUGCCGUCUGAUAUUAACAUAGCCGAUGUAGCUACACAAGAUGAUGCACCACCACUCACGUACUCGAACUCGUGGUUUCAAGGUCCUGCGUUUCUACGCCGACCUGAGAGUGAGUGGCCUAAAGAUCGCAAGUUCUCCAAAACAUCGCAAGAUGUCAUUUGUGAGGAACGAUCAAUUAAUGUGGUCACCUGUAGUUCAGAGUUAUCUUUGCCUAGUGAAGAUAAUAUCUCGAACUGGAUCACAUUAGUGAGAGCCACCGCCCGUGUAUUAUUGUUUAUUAGAAAAUGUCAGCGUAAGAAUAUUCAGCUUGAUGUUUCUUUAAUGAAAGAAGCUGAAAAAUUGUUAACAAAAAAGUGUCAACAAGAUACUUUUUUAACUGAAAUAUCUUGUUUACAACAAGAUAAACCUAUUAUGCGUAAUAGCCGUUUGCUUAAACUUACCCCAUAUCUCGACGAAACAGGCGUGCUGCGUGUCGGUGGCCGCAUCGACCGCGCGGCUGGAGUAGAACCGUCUACUUUGAGACCUGUAAUACUUGAUGGUCGACAUAGAAUCACUCGACUCCUGGUUUACCAUCAUCAUAAAGAGGCAAUGCAUGGAUCUAACGAGCUCGUCGUUAACCAGUUACGACAGCAGUACUGGAUACUUAAAUUAAGACCAACGGUCCGUACUGUGGCUGCCCAAUGCCUCAGCUGUCGAUCACGGCGUGCCUCUCCGCAGCCUCAACGGAUGGCCGAUUUGCCUGCAGCGAGACUGCAAAUUCACAGACGGCCAUUCAGUUUCACAGGCGUCGAUUUUUUUGGACCGAUGGACGUUACUAUCGGUCGCAGGAGGCAGAAGAGAAGUGACCGAAGAUCUAUCCACUGA